Messenger RNA from Cynara cardunculus var. scolymus (artichoke), 767 nucleotides. Its product is annotated as SKP1-like protein 1B. Bases 101 to 568 code for a protein of 155 amino acids. The transcript has 2 exons. The record is from RefSeq and is a predicted model, not a curated record. Gene Ontology annotation, cellular component: cytoplasm; nucleus. Lineage: Eukaryota; Viridiplantae; Streptophyta; Magnoliopsida; Asterales; Asteraceae. Gene Ontology annotation, biological process: SCF-dependent proteasomal ubiquitin-dependent protein catabolic process. Gene Ontology annotation, molecular function: cullin family protein binding.
CAUGUCUUCAAUUUUUGCAAAUUGACUUUCUUCGAUUCUCUCUCAGGGUUUUCAUCGUCCCCAAAUUUUUCCGACCUAAAUUCCGGCCGAUCAAACCACCAUGGCGUCGUCAAAGAUCAUCGUUCUCAAGAGCUCCGACGGUGAAACCUUCGAGGUUGAAGAAGCGGUGGCGUUGGAAUCCCAAACAAUCAAACAUAUGAUUGAAGAUGACUGUGCCGACACCAGCAUCCCUCUCCCUAACGUCACAAGCAAGAUCCUAUCGAAGGUUAUUGAGUACUGUAAGAAGCAUGUGGAGACAGCGAAGGCCGAUGAUAAGGCAGCUGAGGAGGAUCUGAAAUCGUUUGAUUCCGAGUUUGUUAAAGUGGAUCAAGGGACUCUCUUCGAUCUCAUAUUGGCUGCAAACUAUCUGAACAUCAAGAGCCUGUUGGAUUUGACUUGUCAAACGGUGGCAGACAUGAUCAAGGGCAAGACACCGGAGGAGAUACGCAAGACGUUCAACAUCAAGAAUGACUUCACCCCGGAAGAGGAAGAGGAGGUUCGCAGGGAGAACGCAUGGGCAUUUGAGUAAUUGUGUCUAUAAUGAAUGAAAGUAUUACCUUAUAACAUGUUUGUUACAGGGUUUUCGUGAUUUUCUUAGAAAACCAACCUUGAUUGAAGAUUAUCGUUGACUCUUGUGGUGAAAGAUGCUGCUGCUGUUCUUUAUGUUGUAUCCUGUGAAGAUUAUCAUCUUGUGUUGGUCAUUAAAUCCUUUCCCCUGCCUUUGCCUU